CGCCAACAGACUCCCAUCGCCGUGGAAGAAGGGAAGACGCGUGGCCAUUUUGAUCAAGCAGUAGUUUAUCGGCAGCAGUGGAUGUGUGAUGUGGUAAUUCUUUUCAGUGUGCUGGAUAUCUGUUUGUGCAGUCUGUCACGUGCUGGGAAAGUGAGAAUCCACCAGUAACAAGAUGGCAGUAUUUAAUCUUCUAUCGUCAGUUGCUGGAUUUGUCAAAGUACGAUUCCUAAUAGACAAGGCUGUGAUAGACAACAUGGUGUUCAGAUUACAUUAUCGCAUCACAUCUGCAAUAUUGUUUGUUUGCUGUAUCCUGUGCACUACGAACAGUUUGAUAGGUGACCCCAUCAGCUGCAUUGCAGAUAGUUCCCUCCCUGGGCAUGUAAUCAACACAUACUGCUGGAUCACCUCCACAUUCACGCUACCACAUCAACAAGGCAAGCCUGUAGGAACCCAUGUAGCCCAUCCUGGAGUAGGGACCUAUGUUGAAGGUGAAAAUGAAACUCGGUAUCACUCCUACUAUCAGUGGGUUCCCUUCAUGCUGUUCUUCCAGGGCCUUCUGUUUUACGUACCACAUUGGAUCUGGAAGAACUGGGAAGAAGGCAAGGUUCGAAUGAUCAGUGAUGGCAUGCGAGGGUCCAUGAUUUGUACCAAGGAUGACAGACGAGAUCGCCAGAGCAGACUAGUUCAGUACAUGCUGGAUACGCUACAUCUACACAACACCUAUGCUGCUGGAUAUUUCAUGUGUGAGGCUCUCAAUUUCAUCAACGUUGUUGGUAACAUAUUUUUUGUGGAUGUGUUCCUCGGAGGGGCAUUCUUGAAGUAUGGAACAGACGUAGUAAGAUACUCGGGCUUGAACCAAGAGAAUCGGACAGAUCCUAUGAUUGCUGUCUUCCCUCGUGUGACCAAAUGCACCUUCCAUAAAUUUGGUCCUUCAGGCACAAUUCAGAAGCAUGAUACGUUGUGUGUCCUGGCCCUUAACAUACUGAAUGAGAAGAUCUACAUCUUCCUGUGGUUCUGGUUCAUCUUUCUGUCUGUGCUGUCUGGCCUUGCCCUGCUGUACAGCACUGUUAUUGUGGUGCUUCCAUCCAUACGUGAGACCAUACUGAAGAGACGCUUCAGAUUUGGUACCCCAGCGGGAGUAUCAGCAGUUGUAGACAAGACACAGGUUGGAGACUUCCUGUUGCUCCACUUACUGGGGCAAAAUAUGAACAUGGUAGUGUUUGGCGAGAUACUGGAUGAACUAAGUCGUAGACUGAAUGACUACAUGCAUAACAAUGUUCCUACAGCACCGUCUACCAUGGAGAUGUCUCCUAUAUACCCUUCAAAGGAAAAGUUCCCUAAAGAGACAGAAGCCUAGCACCUCCUGAGCUUUGAGGAAAAUUCCAGUGACUGACAAGUAUAAGAAAUAAAACAGACAAAAUGGACAUUUCUGGAGUGCAUCUUUAUAUGCAUAUAUAUAUGGCUUCAGAUGUUCUCAGAGCAGCACAUCAGGAUUCCUCAACACAGUUAAAAAACAAUGAAUGUUCAAACACCAAGAGGAGACUGAUGGUGUGUUUCUAUCUGAAAACCACAGGCUUCCGUAUUUUCUGAUAAUUCUUACAUACUUGCACUUCAUACUAAGUAUACCCCAAAUUCUGUAAUUCUGCAAAUAAAUACUUGUUACUUACUUUAAUAGUGUGAACUAGCACCAGCAGUUGUGGGCUAGUGUCACUCUCUGGAAUUGUCCUCAAAGGCUGGAAUUUCAUGUAUUACUGGGGUUGUGUUUCAAACAGUGAAAGUGUUAACAGUUAACAUGAAUAAUUUAAGAAUAUAACUUCAAGGUUUGAAGGAAAUUCCAUACAUCCUCCAAAAUAUGAGUUAUCUGUAGCUCACAUAAUGGCUAAAUUAGAGUAAUCGUAUUAGUAUAAUGAUGAAUAUCAGUUUAUUAUAAUAUUCACAUGUUUUGACUGCUAUUGCCUACUAGCUUAUGAAUGAUUUGUUAGGUUAGUUAUUGCAGGUUUUUGACAACGAAUUGUUGAGGGUUGCCUUUUCAUCAACAUAAAAUAGGUAGUUAAGUAAUGUAUAUUAUAAGCAAGAAGAGUGUAGUUUCACUGAACUGUCAUUCCUAUAACAUUCCAAAUAAAGAGAACUGUUUAGGCUCAAAACAAUUAUUGUCAGUUUUGUCUCAUUUCUGGUCAGUAUUACGUUGCCCUAUUCAUAACUGGUUCUUGUAAGGCUUUGGCAUAUAUGUGCUGCUUUGAAUAUACUAAUCACAUAGUUCAGUCAUCAGUAGCUGAUUGGCAAGUAUGCUAAUAUCCCUGCCACCUGAUUUAUGUGAUGUGGCAGUUUUGUCAGAAACACUGGGGACUGGGGGAUAUUGCAGUGCUUGAUGCCAGAACAUUGCUACAAAUACCAGUGAAAUCAGAGAGUUCUAUUAUCAGUUUUGUUUAAAGAUGGUUUUACAUGUCACAUUAUAUAAUCUGAUGUUCUGGCAUAAAUAAAGCAGUGAUAUGCUCUACAAGAAUUAUUGGCUUAAUGAGUCACUUGUGUCAUUUUAACAUGACAGAACAUCAUAUUAUUUUAAGAAUGUAGUUCAUUCUGUCACACUGUCUACUUUUUUCAACAGACAUUUUAAGAACUUGAGUUUUUUUAAACUCUUUAUAUUCUGUAUUUAAAUGAGUGUCUCAAUGUGAACGUUAAUUCAGCCUGUCCAGUCAUAAAUCUUCCUUACUUAACAGCAAUGUUACUUGUAUUGUGUUUAAUUUGGUAUAUAUGAAUAUGGAUGAUGGAGGAACAAGAAAUGAAUGUUUCAAAUAAAAUGGUAACACUGGAUGUGACAUAUUCAAGGGCAGUAUGUAAAGUGUGUAGUUUUGGGUUCUGAUUUAUAUGUAUUACAAUAUUUUUUUACACGAGGCUGGAAUUUCAUUCCCUAUAUCUAGAAUAGUAGAAUAAGAAUUCACUUAAGUUCCAGCUCAGUAUUAGAAAUCUUUUUCAGAGAGGAACAUACUGUAAAAUGCUCAUUUUCAUAUUUAUUAUGGUACAGAUGACCAUGAUUGAAUAUGUAGCCAUGAGCUGCCACAUUAAAAUUCACGUUAAUGAACAAUGUGAUGACAGCAGUGUUUAAUUUAAUCAUGACUUGUGGAUGUUAUUUUUGUGCAAAGUGACAGUUAGUUGCUUUUAUGUUAGAUUACAGUUCUAACACAUAGGUGCUGUUCCUCUAUGGAAUCCUGAUUGAGAGCUGUUGUGUAUCUGCAUGUGGUAAUCUCAAAUAUACAUAAACGAUACUAAUUACAGACAUCUUGAAUUAACUUCAUAAGUUGACAGUCAUGCAACUGGUAAAAUUUCCCAGCUUUUAAGGAAUCAACCUGAAGGUUCAUCAUCAUCAUUCAUAAAAAUUUACCACUGGAUCCUAUCCUGAGCCACUAUUUUACAAGUAUUUCUCCAAGAACCACUUUAUUUUUCCAUGCAUGCACUUCUAUUAUAAUUUUUCAGAUUGUGAGCAUGGAAUACAGCUCCACCACCAGCCGUUGGCAUACUUUAAAUAAAUCCACCUUCUAACUGAAAUGUAGUAUUUUUUUAACAGUAAUCCCCACCCUGUUACAGCUUUAUUAUAUCUGAAUAAAGUUCUUUCACUUA
Messenger RNA from Cryptotermes secundus, 3615 nucleotides. Its product is annotated as innexin inx3. The record is from RefSeq and is a predicted model, not a curated record. The transcript is spliced from 7 exons. The coding region runs from base 173 to 1357 and encodes 394 amino acids. Gene Ontology annotation, biological process: phototransduction. Lineage: Eukaryota; Metazoa; Arthropoda; Insecta; Blattodea; Kalotermitidae. Gene Ontology annotation, cellular component: plasma membrane; gap junction. Gene Ontology annotation, molecular function: gap junction channel activity.